Paramisgurnus dabryanus is the source of this 7934-nucleotide messenger RNA. RefSeq lists its product as uncharacterized. Gene Ontology annotation, biological process: regulation of transcription by RNA polymerase II. Gene Ontology annotation, molecular function: RNA polymerase II cis-regulatory region sequence-specific DNA binding; DNA-binding transcription factor activity, RNA polymerase II-specific. Lineage: Eukaryota; Metazoa; Chordata; Actinopteri; Cypriniformes; Cobitidae. The record is from RefSeq and is a predicted model, not a curated record.
AAGAGCGCGCGUGUGAUGUGUUUGUGUAUCAUCAGUGUUUUUCUCUCUUGCGUGUUUCAUUGAGUGUAAACAGAGUCUUGUCUUUGUGUAUUUAAGUGUUGAGACGUUGAUGAUGAGAUGUGCUGUAAAUCAAUAUGAACUGAUCUGUCCAUGCUGGAUAUAUUGAUGAUUUCAUCACAGAAAUCUCUCAGCUGAAGAAAGGUGGCGUUACUGGAGACAAAGCUGAUAUCAAGAGGAGAUUUAGCAAUGAAACGAGAGGAUGUGGAUUGUUGUGAAUCUUCAGUGUAUGUGACUGAUGAUGUGAGUCUGGAUUCAGUGUGGAUGAGCACAGAUCAGAGUCGCACACCACAGACACUGCUGGACUCUAAACUCUCUGAAGAGAAAUCCAGACACACACAGGACUCUGAUCUCAGUCUGACUUUACUCUCAGAAAUCAAAACUGAACCCCCAGAAAUCAAAACUGAACUCACAGAAGAGGAAGAUUGCAUUGAGGAAGAUGAUGUUUUUAUUUCAUCAGAUGUGAAGAGUGAUUCAUGUUUGGAUAUAGAAAUAACGUCCUCAACAUCAAAAGAGCGACUGACAGCACAAACUCUUUCCUGCAUCACCUGUGGAAAGACAUUCAGCUCACAGAGACUUUUAGAGAGACACGAGAGAAAACACACAGAACAGAAACUCUUCACCAGAUCUGAGAUCAGCUUUACUACCUUACAAGAGAAGAAACUUCAUUCAGAAGACCACAGAGAGAAAAAGAAGAAGAAGAAGAAGAAGAAGAAGAAGAAGCAGUUUCACUGUGAGCAGUGUGGGAAGAUUUGUGUCUCUUCCUCUAAACUAAAUGAUCACAUGAGGACACACAAUGAUGAAAAGCCUUUCAACUGCACUGAAUGUGGAAAAUACUUCAAAACCAAACAAAUUCUUAAAGUUCAUCAAAGAAUUCAUACAGGAGAAAAACCUUUCAAAUGCUCUCAGUGUGACAAGACGUUUACUUGUUCAAGUAACUUAAAAGUCCAUCAGAGAGUUCAUGAUGGAGAGAAACCUUAUCACUGUCAUGUCUGUGGAAAGAGUUUUAGUCUAAAGGAUUCCUUACGAAGGCACCAGAGACUUCAUACAGGUGAAAAACCUUUUAAAUGCUUUCAGUGUGACAAGACCUUUGCUCAGUCACAUUACUUACAAGCCCAUCAGAGAGUUCAUACUGGAGAGAAACCUUACGUCUGCGCUCACUGUGGAAAGAGCUUCACUAAGUCAUCUCAAUUAAGAGUUCAUCAGAGAGUUCAUACUGGAGAGAAACCUUAUCACUGUAGUGUCUGUGGGAAGAGUUUUAGUGUAAAGGCUACAUUACUAAAUCACAAGAGACUUCAUACAGGUGAAAAACCUUUCAAAUGCUCUCAGUGUGACAAGGCGUUUGUUCAGUCAUGUAACUUAAAAGUUCAUCAGAGAGUUCAUACUGGAGAAAAACCUUGUAGCUGUAGUGUCUGUGGGAAGAGUUUUAGACAACAGGAUGACCUAAUAAUUCACAAGAGAAUUCAUACAGGUGAAAAUCCUUUCAAAUACCCUUAGUUGUGACAUGACCUUUGCUUACUCAGGUUCCUUAAAACCCCAUCAGAGUUCAUACUGGAGAGAAACCUUAACACUGUAGCGUUUGUGGGAAGAGUUUUAGUCACCAGUCAAACUUACUAAAUCACAAGAGAAUUCAUACAGGUAAAAAAAAUUUUUCAAAUGCUCUUAGUGUGAUAUGACAUUUACUCUUGUAACGUUACUUACAAGUCCAUCAGAGAGUUCAUACUGGAGAGAAACCUUAUCACUGUAAUGUUUGUGAGAAGAGUUAAUUAACAGUCACACUUUGUAAAGCACCAGUGACAUUUAUCUUUCAAUCAGCCUGUAUUUCAGUCUUUAGACGCAGGCCACAACAAAUUCUCCUUUUAAGUCCCUGGCCAGACCCAUCCAGUCUCUACCAAAGUCUUGUCCGAGUGAGUCCCGCCAUCGUUUUGCGGGGCGGCCAAGCCUUCUUUUGAUGUCGAGUGGCACCUAUUCAGUCAAAGCCCAUGUCCAUCGCCCGUCCGAACUCCUGGCCACGUCUCCGGCCAAGCGCUUCUGGGCCUGUUCGGCCUGGUUGAUGGCAUCCUUGACCUUACUCAUCUUCCUUAGUUGCUGGUGUGAUCCGUCCUCUUGACGCCGACCAUCCGCCGAUCAAGGGCGCGUUUGGUCACUGCCAAUAUUUUGAGGAAUGUUCGAGAGUGAAAUACACAGUUGAAAUAACGUUACCCAUAGAAGUACACUAAAUUUUAGUUUCUGUACACUACAUGCUAGGUUAGUAAACCAAGAGACACAGAGAGUAAUGGCGCUUUUCCAUUGCAUAGCACCCCACGGUUUAGUUUAGUUUGGGUCGGGUCAGCUCACCUCACUUUGGCGUGGUUAGCUUUUCCAUCGAGUUUAGUAUCACUUCGGAGUGGGAGGGAUUAUAGGGGUGUCGUUAUAUUUACGCCGCCUACUGCUGUGACAUUAUACAAGUGAGAGCGUUGUUGUACAUUCCCAUACAUUCAUUUAUUUCUCAGUCUGCCACAAAAUUAAAAUUGGCCACCACAAAUAGAUGUUUGCACAUCGCGUUUAUAACUACCUCUGUCUCACAUGAACACAGUUUCUGUUCAAACACCCGACCCGUGGCAUCAGUCGAGGGCGCUCCGCUGAGCCUCAUUCAAGUUGCAUUUAAGCAUAUAUAAUGCGGACGUGCACGUCGCGAAUGUGCCGCCACAAACUGCAAGUCUGGAAAAAACUGUUAUGGUGUUUUUCAUCGCUAAAAGGGUGUUUGGAAACUUAUAUCAGAACACAGAUAACAACAUGUUUGCUUGAGACAGCGCAAGCUAGCAGUAAGCUAAAGCUAAUAUUUACAUUAUAGCAAUGAUACUUCUCUUAGACUAAUCAUUGACCUACAGUGUUUUAGCUUCACGUUUGGUAUCAGCUCGGGUCACUUGGAACCCCUACCAAGGUGGUACGAAAAAAGUAUCGGGUACUAUGUACUGCACCCAAUGGAAAAGCUUCCAAAAGUAAACUGACCAGACCCAAACUAAACCAAACCAAACCGUAGGGUACUAUGCAAUGGAAAAGCACCAUAACAGAUUUUAACCUCACCAUGUUUAAGUCAAUAAAAACAGAUACCAACAGGGCCGGUGUCUGUAACUUAAGAAAACAAACAUCUGGUUUCCAACAGCUAUUUUAUAAAAACUUGUGGCUACCAAAGACUUUAGUGUUACAACAUGUUAGCAUCACAAAAACAUUUACAAUAUAAUUAUAUUAAUAUUAUUAUAUUAUUUUUUGUUUUCUCUGGCUCCAUAAUGUAACCUAAAAUUAGGGCUGCAUGUAGGGUUGCCAACUUCCCCGUAUUAGUCGGGACGUCCCGUAUUUAGAGACUAAUUUAUUUGUCCCAUACGGGAUGUCCCUCUUUUCAUUUUUGACUGCUACGCUGAUCUAACCAGUGACUGAUACAAUAGGCUUGUUCGACUUUAUGUGGUGCCACAAGAACCGAGCGGCAGAUAACAUCCAAAUCGUGUGAGAGCAUUUUGUGAAAUCAUACAGGGGAGACUGCUAUCAAAAUGCUCUCAUGGUACUUUGAUGUCAUCCACCUGUCAGUUGUUGAAGCGCCCCAAGCAUCAGCCCUGUCUAAAAUGCCUCAAUCUGAAAUGCCCCAAGGCAUUUCCAACCUUGCUAGGAAAUUCUCGCACUUGUGAUUUACAGACUGUAAGUGUGUUUUACUUAAAGUAUUUAAUGUUGACUUGCAUUCAAAGUUAGCCUACGGUAGUUUCCUGACAAUGUCAGAAAUUCAGCAUGAUCAACGCACAGUGUGCUUGCUGCUACGGCCUGCGUACAGGUUUUUGUUUACCACUAGCGCAUACUGGUGAUGCUGCGCUAAUGUGUGACGUAGUCGUCAAAGCCUCCGUGACAUCGUCGUACAGUCUACAUCAGGGUUCCCCAAAUCUUACUCUGGAGGGCCAGAGCACUGCAGAGCUUAGCUCCAACCCUGAUCUCACACACACCUGAGCAAGCUAAUCAAAUUCUUUAUGAUCACUAGAAAAUCACAGUUGGGUAAGUUUGAUUAGGGUCGGACCUAAACUCUGUAAUGCUCCGGCACUCCAGGGUAAGAUCCUUGUCGCAGUGUAAUAGGAUUUUAACGGAGUGCAAAAAUCCUGCAGUGUAUUCCAGGCUUUAGACAGAUAUUAAAGAUAAUGGUUCAGUUAAAUUAACAAACCAUUUAAAAACCUGUUGCCAAGGCAUAAGAGUUACAAAUUUAUAUUUAAUUAGGAGAUUAGCUAUCAUGUUGACAAAUGACUUGAAUACACUGUAUAUUUACACAAAACCAUACCCGCACCGCUGCGGCAGGCCAUCUUGUGUCCCGUAUUUCAGAGGGAGAAAGUUGCGCAUCUCUUCAGUAAAGCCGGUUCCUUGAUUAGUUGUAAAUCGGCAUCACCUGCUUUCAAAAGCAGCAGCUGAUGAUGGCGCUUUACUAUUAAUCUUUGGUGGGUUAUCUGGGUAUGCAGGAUAAAACAUGCAGUAACAAACGUCCAAUCGACCAAUGAACGGCUAAUCGAACGUCUGACCAAACGUCUUGAACUAUCAGUGCCUAGCAAUGUGUGCGACCCACCUGACGACCUGACAUGACGUCAGUGCCUUAAAAUUAGCGGGUUUUUUAUGAGGUAAGGUGCCAAGCUAUUAAAAAGUGUGUGUUUGUCUGGGAGCAAACAUACUGUUCUUAACUAUCAACUAAGUCUUAAUUCUAGGGCUGGGUAAAAAUAUCGAUUCAUCAAUGCAUUGCAAUUAUUUGUUCCUCAAUUCAAUAUCGAUUCAUCAAAUCCUAUGAAAUCCGCCUUUUCUGACACUUUUUGUUUGAUAUGGCGGCUCAAUGAUGACUUGCUUAUCCACAAUGCAUUAGAUGUCUUAAUAAAGGAAACGCAUUAAAACAAUUAGUAGCAGUUAAUCACCCAUCGCGCCCAACACCUGCACCACUGAACGCAUAUCUACUGACAAACAUACACCUGAUUUUACUGCUCUAACGAAAUCUAAAAGUAUAAUUUCUCUUAUUAGAAGCUAGACCAGGGAUGGGCAACUUUGAUAAUGAAGAGGGCCAGCAUUUUUUUCCUUUAUACCAAGGGGGCCAGAACCACACGCACAAUUUACAUCAUUCUUAAUUUUCUUAAUUAAGAAACUACAAUAAUACAAUUAACCUGUCUUUAAAGAUUUUAACUAUAAAACUUAGCAAUUAUGCUAAUUCUGAAUCAUAACUUUAUUUUCAGUGGACAAGCAUUUUAGAUAAAAUUUCUUAACUGCAUUGCUUUAAUAUCUGUAACAAGCAAGGCACUUUUAAAUUAGUAUAGAGGAGUUUUUCAUCCCGCCCUUAGAGAACAAAAUUAUUUGAAAUAAAUAAUCAGCCAAACCAGUGGCAUUGUUUUGAACCCAACUGGACCCGAAUGUAAACUGGCGUGUGUUCAGUCUGCAGCCCCGGUGGCCUCGCAACAAAUUUGGCGAGCUGCUCCAUUUGUUUAUAUGACGAUGACACCAAGGUAACAGCUAAAAUGUUCAUUUAAAAAUAUCUGACAUGUCUGUCUCGAUGAAAAUUAACCUAUCGCCAGCCACACAAUGUCGCAAGCGCUCUUGGCAAACAAAGGAGAGGUUUGAAAAUGACAUUGACACACACAUGCGAAAGUUCAGGGCUUUCCGGGUCCAUUUGGCAAAAACCCAUUAAUUUUAAAUAACCCGAGACCCGAUUAUUGUACCUGACCCGUGUCCGAGGCACACGUGAAACUUUUAGACCCGAACCUGAUCAGAUCUCAGGUCCGACCUCUGGUUUUCGGACCUGUGAAGACCUCUACUUCACACACGGGACUAUGCUUACUGUGACGAUCCGCGGGACCUAGCGCCCCCUCCUGGUUGGGAGUAUUUACGUCCUAAUACAAAAAUCAUCAUUUUAAAAGUAUUUGAUUAAGUAUAAUAUGGGCCAGCGGGCCGUAUUAAAAUUUUCCCCGGCCCGUGUGCAGCCCUCGGGCCGCCAGUUGCCCGUCCCUGAGCUAGACUAAUGUUCGCCAGUUAUUAAGAUGGCUGUUGUAGUUUAAAUAGGGGUAGUGAAAUAAUUAGCUUUGACAAAAACAGCAUAAAACAAUGUUAUGUUACAUAUUGUAAACUUUUUUGUCAUGUGUACUAAAGUGAGUAAAUAAGUUAAAUUCUCAAUGAGUGUGAUAUGGCUCUUGUUUACCCCUUUAAAUGUAAAUUAAAGCAUCUUACAGUGCACUUAUGUUGUUAUGCAGUUUUAAAAUACAACAUAUGAACAUGUCUGGAUGUAGAAAAAGCCUACUUGGACAUCUUACAAUGCACUAAUUUUGUUGUAUGCAGUUUGAAAAUACAUGUUUGUAGAAAAAGCCUAUUGUACAAUGCACUGAUUUUGUUGUUAUGCAGUUUAAAAAUAGGAAAAUGUAGUCAUAAUCACUGAUAUAUCUUCGGCCCCUUAUAUGAGAUGCUUUUCAUGAACUGGAAUCUUCACUUCCUAUCAAAAAAUGCUCUUUCAUUUUUUCAGCCACAUGUUUUGAAGGUACCCCCACAAUGUGAAGUCAGUGUCAUCUAGUGGUCAAAAUGUUUAUAAUAAAAUCAGAUCUACACAUCAGAGGUAUUUGGAUCAAUGACUAAGGAUUUCAUCAGGCCAAUUCUAAAAUACAAAAAAAUCUGUUGCAAUUGCUCAAACUUUAAGAAUGUUGUUUAGACAUAAAUUUGUAUUAUAAUAUAUUAUUAAACACCCAGGAAGGAGGGCACCCACUUGAAGGGUGCCAUCACUCAAAUGACCAUCCCACGGAGUCUCAACGAUGCCUCAGGUAAGUAUUAAGGGAUAUUAACAUCAAGUCCUAUACAAUAGAUCGGUGUUGUUGGAUAAUUGCGGUAGAUAGUUUGCCAACCUGUUUGCCACUGAACCUGCAUUAAGGACAACAGUGGGGCCUCUGGCCUUCGUCAAAUGGGUUGGCACGCAUGGUCGGGUUGCAGUGAGAUUUUUGCGUUUUCUUGUGGUCUUGAAUAGUUUGACACUGAACCUGCAUUAACGACGACAGUGGGCCUUCUGGCCUUAGUCAAACGGGUUAGCGUGUAUGGUCGGGUUGUGGUGAGAUUGAGGUUAGGUCAUGUCAAGGGUUAUGCACUGAGUUACGAGAAAGGAGAAAUCUCAGGAGAUGGAAGGGGUGAAGAGUAGUGUGGCAGAGGGUCACUCAAAUAACCAUCCCACAGAGUCUCAUCGGUGCCUCAAGUAUACAUUAAGGGAUAUCAACAUCAAGUCAUAUACAACAGAUCUUAAAUCAGGUGAUGAAACAGUUUUUUAUCUAGAUUAAUUGACUGUAGCCUUAAAUAAUUGUUGCACCAUAGGGCAUGUUUUUAUCUUAAAAUGAAUUAAAUUCCUUGUUUUUGUUCUCAUUAAUUUAAGUUUAGAAAAAAAUAAAUAGCAUUUCUUUUGAGUUUUUAUAAGUAAUCAUCGCAUAUGUUUGUUGUAAAAUUUGAGAGUUGCCAUCAAAAAUGUAGGCGUCACAUCAUUGACCCAUUUACAAAUUACAAAAUGUACUUUCACAAACAAACAAGCUUAUAACUCAUUAGAUAUAGGUCAUCUAAACUUAAAUAGAAUUUUCAUUAUUCUCAGUUUGACAAUUUACAACCAUGUCUGUAUAAAGAAAUCAGACCCUCACUCUUGAUUUUCCUCAUGCCCUGCCCUGUGAGGUCAUUGUAAACAACAAUUCAUUCAUAAUUAAUGAUGUCUAUAAAAGUGCACAUACUGUAUCAGGUCUACAGCAUUUGGUAGCUAAAUUUAAACUCAAUCUUUGGGAUUCUUAUCUUUCUGUACACACUGGAAGAACAACUGAAAUUGUGCAAAUAUGACAGACACCAGGAAAAAGUUACACUCCCAUAUGACAUGCCACCAGUCA